Molecule: messenger RNA, 1589 nt
Organism: Phaethon lepturus (White-tailed tropicbird)
Lineage: Eukaryota; Metazoa; Chordata; Aves; Phaethontiformes; Phaethontidae
Product: BTB/POZ domain-containing protein 9-like
Exons: 8
Biological process (GO): circadian behavior; modulation of chemical synaptic transmission; adult locomotory behavior
Molecular function (GO): protein binding
Source: RefSeq, a predicted model, not a curated record
GGAAAUGGUACAGUUGUUGCUGUGCAGCUGGAUGUUGCUGAAUAGCAUUUCUGUGAGCUUGCUGUUCAAUCUGUCUGUUGUUCAGAAUGGCGAAGAACCCUAAUUUUCAGGAAGUCGGUCAUCUGCCUACAGGCUACGUCCACUGUAGACCUUCAGACAGCUUUACUGGCUACCAAUAUCACCAUCCCUCCAAGAUGAGCAACAGCCACCCGCUUCGUCCUUACACAGCUGUGGGUGAGAUUGACCAUGUUCACAUUCUGUCAGAGCAUAUCGGUGCGCUAAUGAAUGGGGAAGAAUAUAGUGAUGUUACCUUUAUUGUAGAAAAGAAACGUUUUCCGGCACACAGAGUGAUCCUGGCUGCUAGGUGCCAUUACUUCAGAGCAUUAUUGUAUGGCGGCAUGAGAGAAUCUCAGCCUGAAGCAGAAAUUCCUCUUCAGGACACCACUGCAGAAGCAUUUACCAUGCUCUUGAAAUAUAUUUACACUGGUCGUGCUACACUACGAGAUGAGAAGGAGGAGGUUCUCCUGGACUUCCUAAGCCUAGCACAUAAAUAUGGGUUCCCAGAACUGGAGGAUUCCACAUCUGAGUAUCUUUGCACAAUACUUAAUAUUCAGAAUGUCUGUAUGACAUUUGAUGUUGCCAGUCUUUAUUCCCUUCCGAAAUUAACUUGUAUGUGCUGUAUGUUCAUGGAUAGAAAUGCUCAAGAGGUGCUCUCCAGUGAAGGCUUCCUAUCACUUUCUAAGACUGCUCUUCUAAGUAUUGUUCUAAGGGAUUCAUUUGCAGCCCCUGAGAAGGACAUUUUCCAAGCCUUGAUGAAUUGGUGUAAACAUAACUCCAAGGAAAACCAUGCUGAAAUCAUGCAAGCAGUACGUUUGCCACUAAUGAGUCUAACAGAACUACUAAAUGUUGUAAGACCUUCUGGAUUGUUGUCACCUGAUGCCAUCCUAGAUGCUAUUAAGAUACGUUCUGAGAGUCGGGACAUGGACCUCAACUACAGGGGCAUGUUAAUACCAGGGGAAAAUAUUGCAACAAUGAAGUAUGGAGCGCAGGUUGUAAAAGGGGAGCUGAAGUCUGCUUUAUUAGAUGGGGAUACUCAGAACUAUGACUUGGAUCAUGGCUUCUCUCGACACCCGAUCGAUGAUGACUGCCGUUCUGGAAUUGAAAUUAAACUAGGCCAGCCAUCAAUAAUCAACCACAUACGAAUACUCCUGUGGGACAGAGAUAGUCGGUCUUAUUCCUACUACAUUGAGGUGUCCAUGGAUGAGUUGGAUUGGAUUCGGGUUAUCGAUCACUCUAAAUACCUUUGUCGGUCCUGGCAGAACCUGUAUUUUCCUGCCCGUGUCUGCAGGUAUAUUCGAAUUGUCGGGACCCACAACACAGUGAACAAAGUUUUCCAUAUCGUGGCAUUUGAAUGCAUGUUCACGAACAAAACGUUUACCCUUGAGAAAGGUCUGAUAGAAUCCAAAACAAAUGAAAAUUUUCACAAGCCAGAGAAACAUACUCCUUCAGAGGCAGAAGUGGUACCUGGCGUGAUGGGAAGUUUUGUAAAAGCUUCUACUCUGCCCAAUGGCAACAAGGAACAACAGUGG